GCGGUACCAUCGAUGGUAUCGUGGUACGGUGCUGCCAAAGCUUCCUUGGGCCGUCGCCGUCGGCUUUCGAGAGGCGAUUCUUCGAUGUUCGGCUGUUCGGUCAUUCGGCCUCGCGAACCGUCCAACGAUAUUCCGUUACAAAAAUGUGAAAUGCGAUGCAGUGUUGUGUAUUGGAUUGCGCCAAAUGCGGCUAUACCAUCACUAUAGUGAACAUUUCCGAACCGACAAUUUGUUAGGCAUACGGCAAAGCGGUGACAAAACGACGGUGUGUGUUGACAAACGGGAUUUAAACUGCAGAAGGUACCACUUGGGAAUUUAUCAGCCACGUAUCCUCUUCUUUUCUCUUUUACCUGUGAACCUGUGCCUGUGUAUCAGCAUCCUUUCAAGGAUCGCUACCUGCUCGCAUUCGCACGUUAAUUACUUAACAAGGAUGAACAGAAAAUGUAGCAGCGAGAAUAUAAUAUGUGUGUGAAUAUGAGGUGAUCUAGCCGAGAGAGACAAGUACUUCCCCUCUGAAAGCCAGAGCGUACCAUGAAGGUGGAAUAUGUGGAAGACGUACAUCUGUGACACCAACCACUGGUUGAAAUGGUCGCCGUCACAAAUGAUUGUGACCGCUGCUGGUAAACAUGUUGAAGCAUAUCACAAAUGGUGGUAUCUCGAACCGAGGUACCCGCCCAGACAGUACCUGCAUGGUGAUGGAACCACCAACCCCUGCGGCCCACAGGUACCGGUCGCCGAACCCGAACAGCUCCCGGAUAUCCCAGCAGUACCCGUUGAACGUGUCCCAGCUGCACUCGACGAAUUUGGAUAAUUCGAAGCACUCGAUAUACAGCAACGCGGUCAUAGCGGCUGCCGCAGCUGCCGGUCUUUCGCCGCCUGCGAAACCCAUGCUCAACGGGGGCCUGAACAUAUCUAGGGUCCGCAACCAGAGCACUGUAAAUAAAUUUAUUGCCAAGUCGAAGGAAGUUGGAGUCAAGGAGAUGUUGGUGAGCCUCGGUUUGCUGUGUCUAGUGAGCCUACUGCUGGCGUUGUUGUCUUUGAUAUUCCUGCUGAAGAUCUCUCCGGUGACCGCGAACGACAUUCGGGAACUGCUCAGAUCGGAGCAGCUGACAGUGAUCACUGCUGAGGAGUACGUGGUUGUCUACGAAGUAACGCUGGCGUUGUGCGCAUUGACGCUCUCGCUCAACCUGUGCUGUUUGCUGGUCUGCGCUAUACAGUUCCUCUUUGCUGUCAAGUUAGUCAAGAGCCCCCAUGGAGGAAACGACAGAACGAAUAAGUAUUUGCAGAAAUCUUCUGUGAGCAGAGUAUGUGCAGUAGGAGGCUUUUUUAUAUCAAUACCAGUAUUCUUAACAGGUAUAAUCCUGUAUACGUUCAUCCAGUUCCACUCGACACCUGCGAUUGUGACGAGUGUGUUCAUCGGAUUGGGCAUCAUCUUUUGCGGCUGUGCCAUGGUUCAUAAUGUUUUCAUCUGGCAAAAGGAGAAGACCAAUGCAGUUAAAGAGCUGGCCGCUCAGCAGCACGACAAUUCUAUCCAUCGGAAUUCUUUCCACAGCAUUGCAGGUGGCAUCGGAGGUGGGUGUGGAGGUCCUGUCAGUCCCGGGGGAGGAGUGCAGAUGAACCAUUCGCACGUGAGCAGUUUCAACCACAGCUUCGCCGGCGGCCUGAGCCAGGGCCAGCCUAUGACGAUGUCGAGCCUUCACAACGGACCGGGGCCAUACAUCGUCAGGCCGUCGACCAGCACGCCUCCCACAGGGGACAACCUGAACCUGAAUUUGACAAAGCUGUCUCUGUCGCAAGUGUCCCAGUCUCAUCCGCGCGAACGAGAAGCCAGUGGCUCCGUCAGUCCGGGCAUGCCUACAGUCACCGUUGACCUUAGUAGUGUCGCCACCACAAAUUCCCCGCACGAACUAUCUACUUUAGUUUAAAUUCCUAUACAGACUCGAAAUGUUCAGGCCGUUCCAGAAUGCGAGGUAUAGCAGGAAAGUAAUGAGACCGAUUUUCUAUUAACCAAAGCUUUUAUUUUUACAAACAUCAUUAUCCCCUCCAAAGUAGUUCCCUUAGUAUGUAUGUAUGGCCUUCAGCAUGUCCGUUACACCAUUUUAAAUGUUUUCUAAAAUCCCCAAAGGAUGUCCCUUCAGGACAUUUUCCAGUUUCGGAAGAAGUCGCAGGGACUGAGAUCAGGUGCUUUUUGGGGUCAAAAAUUCUGUGGCGGAGAUCAAAUUGUCUACAAUGCCUGGUCUCACGCGAAUGAGCCUUCAUAAAAAACUUAGUUGACAAUUUGUCCUGGAGGAACAAAUUCUUUGUUGCUCCAAGUUUCGCUGUUCCAUCAUUUUGCGUUAUGUACAACGAAAACACAACUUUGCUAAUAGCAGUCCAAAAAAACACGUGACUGACCCUCAGGGCACCACCGCAGCGUUGCCCGAUCGCUUGUAAUGUUGCCAGUCUCGAUACAUUUCUGCCACACCUCGUAUGUGCUAAAUGUCUCGUAUUCGUAUGGAUCACAAAAACAAGGGUUCCUAUGAAAAGUUAUCCAAGGGGGCUUUCUAAAGAAAUACACGCAACCAGAUACCGAAAGCACUCUUCAAGGGGCUUGUGUCUCCGUAAGAGAGCCCUGUAGGAUUUCUUAGUGAUUUACACGACUCCGGGAGAUUAACCACUACUCCACGACACCUGUAUAAAUACCGCACACAUUUUUUUCUUCAAUAAAAUCAAAAUUUGAAGCUCCACCAACUAUGUAUGUUGAUCCGUUCGACUUUUAAGCUGCUGUUAGGACCUGAAGCAUACCUUAUAUCAAAGCACACCUGCUGCAAUAUUCAAAGGGAAACUAACUGGCAUUGGUUACAGCCAUGUUAAAUUAGUUUUUUUUUGUUUUCUUCAUAUGAAAACGACAUAAUUGAAUCACAAAUAUAAUUUUUCCAUAACUCUAACGAAUUAUUACUUCCUGAAUUCUUUCACUCCCCUUUAUGAGUAUUUAUUGAAUAUAUUAUGAAAUUGACUAUUUUAUUUGUGCUAUUGGUACCGUUACCAUCGAUUAAUGUUUUAGAAAAGAGAGGCAAUGCAAUAAUGAAAGUAAAAGUUCCUUAUUUUCACGGCUUUGUUCACGUAUACCAUAAAUAUUCAGUAUUUUAGCUUUAGAUGAUUUCAUGAUUGGGGAUUACCACCUCGUUCUAGCUAGUUAUGGUAACUAUAAGUAUAAAAAAAUGAGGACUAUAUCGUGACAAAGUGUAUUUUAGAAAAAAAGAGACUCGGGAAUACCCUUUUAAUCUCAUUAUAGCAUUGUAUUUCUGUUCUAACACGUUAAUCAAUGUUGUUACAUACUAUAUUGUGAAAAUUAAAUUGUAUAUAGUUUUUAUAUUGAAGAUUAUUUAAUUAUGGCAAGAGGGUAUUUAAACAUUCUAUGUAUAUAGAUAUAUUGGUUUGUCCCACAAGAACAUACAAUACAGUUAUAUUCUUGUGAUUUUACAAAGAGUGGUUAGUACAAAGUAUGUCACUGCCUUAUAGGUGAUGAUAUCCUAUCAAUUUUUAAUUUAAAUUUUAUACAACUAUUUUAUGUCACAAUCCUUGCCUUUUUGUACAAUAUAUAUUUUAAAAAACGC
Acanthoscelides obtectus is the source of this 3596-nucleotide messenger RNA. Lineage: Eukaryota; Metazoa; Arthropoda; Insecta; Coleoptera; Chrysomelidae. The record is from the annotation of a GenBank genome assembly.